AUGGAACACGGCCAAAAUAUCAUUUCAGACGCCGACGUGAUGGGAGAGAAAGCGGAGAUGACCCAUGAGGAAACGGUACACUUGGCUUGUCUCAGCCCUGAGGAAAAGGUGCUUGAGAUAAAGCUUCGACGUCGCAUAGAUUUCUUGAUCAUGCCUUUAGUUAUUUUGGUUUAUCUGAUGAACUAUAUUGACCGCAACAAUUAUGCCGCCGCCAAACUUCAAGGUCUGAUGACUGAUCUCAAUCUCGAUGGUCAGCAGUAUCAGACCGGUCUUUCCAUUCUCUUCGUUGCAUACAUCCUGAUGCAGGUACCAUCCAACCUCCUCCUAAAUUAUAUGGGCCGACCAUCUCUCUAUCUUGGAUUCUUCGUUGUUGCAUGGGGGCUGGUCUCUGCAUGCACAAGCCAGGUCACAAGCUAUGGAGGAAUUGUGGCUUGUCGCUUCAUCCUGGGACUUGUUGAGGCCCCAUUCUUUGCCGGAGUUCUGUUUUACCUGUCCAAGUGGUAUACUCGCGCCGAGUUGGCUUUUCGUAUGAGCCUGUUCUAUUCCGGCUCUCUGAUUAGUGGUGCAUUCGGCAACCUCAUUGCGGCCGGUAUCCUUACUGGACUUGCUGGUAAGCGAGGAAUGGCUGCCUGGCAAUGGCUUUAUAUUAUUGAAGGGUCAAUCACCUGCUUUAUCGGAAUUGCUAUAUGCUUCAUCCUACCCGAUUUCCCCGAUACCUGGCGAUUGCUUUCACCCGAGAUGAGAGCUGUCGCAAUUCGAAGAUUGGCUAUCGAAGCUGCUGAAGCCGACAUUGAUGACGAAGGGGGCUCGGGAACUAGUCAACUCAAGGGUCUCAAAAUGGCUUUGACUGACAUCAAAACAUACAUUUUAUCGUUCGCAUAUAUGUGCAUCGCCGGUGGGGGAGGUUUCCAGUAUUUCUUUCCCACACUAGCAGAGACAUUGGGGUACAACAACACCAUCUCCCUAUUAUUAGUCGCGCCACCAUAUGUGUUUAUGGUAUUCUAUAGUCUUUUCCACAGCUGGCUAUCCGACAAAUUUGGUAUGCGAUUCUGGUUCUUCGUUUAUCCUAUUCCUAUUACAAUCGCCGGAUUCAUCAUUUUCAUGACAACGGACUCAUUUGGCCCUCGCUAUUUUUCUCUCUUCUUGAUGAAUUUUACAUUUGCUCAAAACGGUACUCUCUUCUCCUGGAUGGCAACAUCUAUGCCUCGACCUCCUGCCAAACGAGCCGCUGCUUAUGCCUUCUUCAACUCCAUCGGAAAUUCGGCUUCGAUCUGGACUCCGUUUACUUACUACAGUUCACAAGGGUCGCACUACCCAGUGGCACUAGGCAUUUGCAUUGCCUUGCAAUCACUCAGUGGCCUUUCUGCUAUGGUCCUAUACUUCAAUCUCAGAAUGCUUAAUAAACGCCAGGAAAGAUUGGAGAAUGAGAGUGGAGAGAUACAACUCACUGAAAAGGAGUUAAGACGCCUGCAGGUCACAGCUGAUGCUGAAGGAAUUGAUAUUGCUGCCGCUCGCCGGUUACAGAAGGGCUUUCGGUAUAUGCUUUAG
Messenger RNA from Penicillium malachiteum, 1548 nucleotides. RefSeq names its product permease of the major facilitator superfamily. Gene Ontology annotation, cellular component: membrane. Gene Ontology annotation, biological process: transmembrane transport. NCBI's taxonomy places the organism in Eukaryota, Fungi, Ascomycota, Eurotiomycetes, Eurotiales, Aspergillaceae. Gene Ontology annotation, molecular function: transmembrane transporter activity. The record is from RefSeq and is a predicted model, not a curated record. The transcript is spliced from 3 exons. The coding region runs from base 1 to 1548 and encodes 515 amino acids.